AAACUAUCUUUCUAACCAUAUACGCUCUAUAGUAGACGGGACAUCCGGAUAGAAGAACCCGCGGAAAAGGAUUUCCCCCCCGCACAGCGUUGAGGAAUAGCGCGUAUGGAGAGAGUGAGAUUAACCACGGCCACGGGUGACAAAGCGCCAACACUUUUACUCUGAGGAAAAGUUGUAGUUCCCAGCAGAUUCAGGAAUGUUUCUGUCAGAGUCUGAAGAUGAGUUGCAGCACCUUCAGUCGGACUCGUUAGGCUCGGAGAGCAGCACUUGCAGUCUGGAGGAGGAGGAGGAGGAGAAGGAAGAGGAGGGAAACUACAUUCCGACAGGUUUGCCCCGAGGAUCACAUCACAGAGACUUCACUGAUGAGGAGAGUUCAGAGAAGAAGGGGGAAAAGACACCAUUGUUAAGAAGAGCAACCAGAAAGCGUUGUUGCUCUUUGUCCAUUUCGCCUGUGUCAUCAUCCCUGAAAUCUCCACCGAAGAAAUGUGAACAGCGUCCACACAGAAAAAAGCUCCACUAUGCAACUACACCCCAAAAAAACUCCUGCCCUCAUCCUGGGAGGACAGUUUCCACACCACGUAGGAAGAAGGGAAAGAAAAAGGGGCCAGCAGGAACACAGCUUGAAGCAGAGGAAGAUGAGGAUGAUGGAGGGCGGUGGCACAACAUAGAUGAGGACGAUAUUGUGCCUCCUCAGCCACGGUUCAGACCUGAGAGAGAAGUAGGUCCACAGCUCAACAGGACUGCGAAUUACACACCACUUGAACUGUUCCAGCUUUUCUUUUCCACAACAGUUGUUAAUACAUUGGUGAGAAACACCAAUGCCUAUGGUGAAAAGAAAUAUCAAAGCCAGAGGGAAAGCUGGGUCCAUGUCACAACAGCAGAUAUGUACUCCUUCAUCAGCCUUGUUCUCUACAUGGGUCUUGUGCCACUCAAAACUCUUAAAGAGUUCUGGAGAGGAUCUAAGCUGUUCAGCCUGCCAUUUCCUGCCUCUGUCAUGCCUUGCAGACGCUUCCUAGCCAUUUCCCGCAGUCUGCACAUGAAUGACCCUGCAGCUGAAGCAACAAAUGACCAGAAGAAGGGGACAGCAGGGUAUGAUAGACUUUGCAAAAUAAAGCCACUAUAUCAGCACAUUUUGGAGGCAUGCCACACUUUUUUUCAUCCUCACCAGCAUAUCUCUAUAGAUGAACGGAUGGUGGCAAGUAAAGCAAAGAUAGGACUCAAGCAGUACAUUAAAAACAAACCCACUAAAUGGGGCUUCAAGUUGUUUGUGUUAGCUGACUCAACAUGUGGUUACACUCUUAACUUUUUCGUGUAUGGUGGGAGAGACAGUGAGCCUACAGGAAAAGGGAUAGGCUACGAUGCUGUCAUGAGACUGCUAAACAUUCCCUUUUUAGGAAAAGGAUACAAGCUCUAUGUGGACAACUUUUACACCAGUCCAACUCUAUUCCGUGACCUUCUUGAGAGAAAAAUCUGGGCAUGUGGAACUGUCCGUUCCACUGUAGCUGGUUAUCCCAAAAGCAAAAGAAAUGACAUGACCAAGAACACAGCAAGGGGAGCUAUCCGGUGGGUCAGAAAUGGGAAGCUGUUGUUUGUCAAGUGGUUAGAUGCACGAGAGGUUUCGAUGUGCUCCACUUUACACAAAGCAUACAGCAAUGACAUGGUGCAGCGCAAAGUGAAAAACAAAGAUGGACAGUGGACAGUGAAGCAGGUAACUAUCCCAGGCUGCAUCAAAGAUUACAACCGUCACAUGGGUGGCGUAGACUUGUCAGAUGCACUUAUUAGAUACUACAAUGUUCUCCAUAAAACCCAGAAAUGGUACAAAACCCUGUUUUAUCACUUUGUGGACAUAGCCACUGUAAAUGCAUUCAUCCUACACAAAGAAAUGUGCAAAUUGCACAACAUGCCAAUAAUAACACAGAAAAACUUUAGAGAACAACUGAUUUUGUCCCUGGCUGAGAUUGGCUCUACUCCACGCCGGUCUGCUCCACAAAACUUUAUGUUGCCCACCUCUCCUUUUAAAGGACCCUCUUCAGUGGCAUCAGCCUCUGCAGCUAAUGUUCCGCCCACUUUAUCCCGGUCCUGCUGCCAUGUGCCUUUGACUGCUGUGUCUAAAGAAACACCUGGCUCCUUUUCCAAAGUGCCACCUCCUCCUCUAUCCAAUGAGGAGCCCUCUUCUACAGCUUCUGAUGUUCCAGGUUCAGGUCACCUGCCAGCUUAUUUUGUAGAACAAAUGAGUAAUGUGGCCCCUAGGAAGCGGGCUACUGCUGGCAGAAGGUCAUGUGUGGUCUGCAAAAGAAAAUCACCAGUCUACUGCCGUACUUGUCAAAAAACACUUUGUUUCACAACUUCAAGGAACUGCUAUAGUGAGUGGCACAGAAGCAACAGGAUCUGUAUCUAGUCUGUGUGAAGGGCCUUUAAUGGUUACCUGUUUUGCCUUUUAUAAACACCUGCGUUUGGUCACAAUUGUCAGAUGCCUUGGUUUGAUGAUGAUGAUUCAAAUUUAAGGCUUUUUUUCUUUCUUUUUUUUAAAUAUCCUGUUAUUUGCCACACAAAUACAAAGUAUCUAAAACCCUGUAAACUGUCCAACAAGCCCAGAAAUACUAUCUUGAAUGUACACAUGAGCUAGAUUGUUAAGUGACUGGUAAGUUUAUGUGGCCUACUGCUUCAUGGUGCAUUCAAAUAUUAUAUCUAAAGUCUACAAAACUUUGAAAAUGUAACUGUCAUCUAAACCAACCUUGAGAAGUAAUCUCACGCCUGGUGAGUCAGGGUUUCAGCAUCAUAAGAUGAGACAGUGUAACCCAUAACACUGCUGGCAAGACUGCAUUUGAAAUAGACCCCCCCCCCCCCGAUACACACACACACACACACUUGAUUUCAUGCCCUUAAUAUCUAUAACUAAGAUGCUUGAUGAAGACAUUCAUGGAUAUUACUUCACUGGUAUUCACUGAUGUGGUGAUGGUGCUUUAUGAGUGCAAAUAGAUUUAUGCUAAGAAGUCUUCAAUGAACUGCCAAUUACUGUCCACUGUCUAUUAUAACACAUGCACUAUUUUCUCUGAUGUUUUUUUUCUUGUUUUGAUGUUUAGAGUUUGUGUUUAAUUUAUUUAUGACACAUAAGAGUAACUGGUUACUCAAGCAUUUGUUUCUGUCCUCAUGCAGAUUUUAGGUUGUGUGGUUGGUGCAGCUAUGUGUGUAACUUUUUGGCAGCUCAUCUAAUCUUUGACAUUUCCACCAACCUCAGCAGUUGAGGAUGAGGCCAAGUUGGUUUCUGGCAACAUUUAUCACACUCAGCUAGAUUUGGCAUCUUCAGCUUGACUUCCAGCGACCACAAUAAUGUGACUCUAGAUGAAGAUGCAGCAGCAUAGGUUAUAAGGACAAAUUACAAACAUUGGAACCUUCCACACUACCCUGUCACUGACAAUGUCACUACGCCUGUGACUGUUACAUCGUUGGCUGCCACUGACUGCUAAAGACGUCAAGUCGGCCACUGUGUUGAAAAUGACUGGCAGCCAAUGAGUUACUGUUGCUCCAAAACUCAGUAGCCCAUCAGUAGGCAGCUUCCUAAGCUUUUCCCCACUGUGAUUAAACGACCAAUGAAAUCUCGCCAACCAAUGAUUAUUCUGGUCGACCAUAAGGUGGCAGCCCUAUCUGAAAUAUAGUCAUUUUGAAAUAUAUACUGUUGAUACAUUGCAAAAGCAUUUUUUUUAAUCAGAACUCAUGUUACCACUGAUGUACAGUAUUACCUCUCUUUGGAGUAGAAAUGGUGACUUGGAGUUGUUCUUUUUGGUGUUUUGUCAAAGCAGAAUAAACUAUUUCAAAAGGGA
Molecule: messenger RNA, 3821 nt
Organism: Solea solea (common sole)
Lineage: Eukaryota; Metazoa; Chordata; Actinopteri; Pleuronectiformes; Soleidae
Product: piggyBac transposable element-derived protein 4-like
Exons: 2
Coding region: 197-2398 (733 amino acids)
Source: RefSeq, a predicted model, not a curated record